This is a messenger RNA of Aplysia californica (California sea hare), 6330 nucleotides long. Its product is annotated as peroxisomal carnitine O-octanoyltransferase. Gene Ontology annotation, molecular function: carnitine O-octanoyltransferase activity. Gene Ontology annotation, cellular component: peroxisome. Lineage: Eukaryota; Metazoa; Mollusca; Gastropoda; Aplysiida; Aplysiidae. The transcript has 16 exons. The coding region runs from base 172 to 2046 and encodes 624 amino acids. The record is from RefSeq and is a predicted model, not a curated record.
UAAAAAAAGUAGUACUGGUGGCUUGAAGUCUCACCACUCAAUGUGUAGGCUACAGGGCCUAGCAGUCAGUUUGGCUGGCCUGGACUUUGCUCCGACAAGACGCUCUUCUCUGUUGCAGUCAGACAUUGUUACACACUUCCCUUCAACGAAUGAGCUCCAAGCUUGUUAAAAAUGAAAUCUGUUGAAGACACCAUCACUUCUAAGACUGAGAAAACCUUUCAGUAUGACAAAGACCUCUUGACCUUACCAGUUCCAGAGCUAGAGAAGACAGCAAAGAAAUACUUGGAAUCAGUGAGGAAUCACGUUUCAGAUGAAGAAUAUAAGUCAACAGAAUUCCUUGUACAGCAGUUUGUGUCUGGAGAAGGAAAGUAUCUUCAACAGAAAUUGGUUGAAAAAGCAAAAGUAGAGAGAAACUGGCUGGCAAAAUGGUGGGAAGAUGUUGCUUAUCUGGAAGCAAGGAUUCCUGCCCCUUACAUGAACAUGGCAGGUCCAUCGCCGUAUUCUGAAGACAUAUGGCCAGCCAAGAUGGGCACUCAGGUUCAAAGAGCUGCUCUAGUUCUGCACUAUAUCCUUCAAAUUUGGCAACACAUCAGAAGGCAAACAUAUAAGCCCAUGAAAGAUGGCAAAGGACGGCCACUGGAUAUGUAUCAGUUCCGUAGGGUUUUCAACACUUGCACAAUACCUGGAGCACACAGGGAUGAUCUCAAGGAGUACUUUCAGACUGACGAGGAAGGAUCAUGCCCGGAUCAUGUGAUUGCAAUGUGCAAGGGGCAUCCAUUUGUUGUGCAUACUCUCGACGAAUCAGGAGAAAUUCUGACCGCUCCUGAGCUUCAAACUCAGUUUCAGCGCGUUGUGGAUCGCUGUAAGACACUAGAACCAGCUCAGGGAGUUCAGUACUUAACCUCAGAGGAGAGAACAAGAUGGGCCACAGCACGUAAUGAAUUGAUCGCUUUGAAUCCACACAAUUUUGAGGUUCUGGAGAAGAUUCAAAGUUCCAUAAUGUGCUUCUGGUUUGAAAGUGGUCCUGGAGGUGACCCCACUGGACAGAUGGAUGAAAUCACUGCCCUCACAAACAAAGCAUUGCUUGGUUUUGGUGAAAAUAGAUGGCUGGACAAGUCUUUGUCAAGUGGCAUCUAUGAGGAUGGUCUCUUUGUAUCUAAUGGAGAUCACACACCAGCAGAAGGCAUGCUCAUGGUGUAUGUCACAGACUUUGUGCACAAGAAACUUCAUGAAGUUGGUGCAAGAUGGCAGGGCACUACCCAGCAGAGAUCCCUCCCAGAGCCUGAGCUGCUGAAGUUUGUUCUUGACGAAAACCUGAAGGGCAAGAUUGAAGUUGCAAAAGCAAACUACGCUGCACUGAGGAAAGAAAGCACGGCACUCAUCUGGCAGUAUACGACCUAUGGCAAGAACUACUGUAAGGGGAAAAGAUUCCAUCCGGAUGCUGUUUGCCAGAUGGCUUUUCACUAUGGCUAUUAUUUGUUGUAUGGCAAGAUGGCCCCAGCAUAUGAAACAGCUCCUACCAAACAGUUCUACCGUGGCAGGACUGAGACUUUGAGAUCAUGCACAGAUGCAGUUAAACUCUGGUGUGAGGCCAUGGUGGAUCCCAGCAUCCAGGUCUCACAGAAGCUCAAGCUGUUUGCAAAUGCAGUGGCCAAGCAUAAUUAUGAAAUGGCUGAAGCUUGUGAAGGAAGAGGUAUUGACCGUCACAUGUUGGGCCUGUAUUUGGUUGCAAGAGAGGAAGGCAGAGACAUUCCCAUGAUAUUCAUGGAUCCAUCAUUUGCCAAGAGUGGCGGAGGAGGCAACUAUGUCCUUUCCACAUCUUGCAUUGGUUAUACAUCUGUCCUUGGCGGUGUGCUGCCAAUGUGCAAGGAUGGCUAUGGAGUCUUCUAUCGCAUCAAUGACAACAGGCUCACAUUCUACAUCACAACAUGGAAUGCAGAUGAGGAAACAGAUAACAAAAAGUUUGGACAUUCUUUGACCAAGGCUUUGGAUCAAAUCAAGGCUUUAGUUGAUCAAGGGACAGCAUCCUCAACAGCCAGGUUGUAACUGGAUUCUUUACAGCUCAAGGCAGAGAUGUCGCCUUAUAUCUUAAACUUUUUUUCUCUUUUGCAUAUGUUCUGUAUAAGUACAAGUUUUUUGUUUCAUGGUAUUGUAAGACAUUAAGUAGAUCAGUGUGUUUUUUUAAAGUUUUGGUACUUUUUUAUAUCAAGUGAUAUUCUCUUGUUUGUUUUAAGUAUUGUACCAAUAGAGGGAAGAGAAAGUAGGAGAAGAGGAAUGCACUAGAGGUUUUGACCUUCCUUUUCUAACCAUUUUUACAGAACAUUUGUAUGCUUUUUGUUGUGGAGGUUAAUAUGACGAAAUAUGUAUCAACUGCGUCUCCUAUUUUCAGUGCUCCCCCUCCAGACUGGAGUCUAUCCCUGUUUGAGCAGAACAUUUGUUAUUUGAACUUUUGUUAAUUGUUGACUUGGCAAAUGUCAAAUACUUUCCAUUAAAAGAAAAUGUCGUUUUCCUUUGGGAAAUAAAGUGCUUAUAUACGGUAGAUGUUUUCAUUUGAAACUGAAAACGUAUAAGGCUAUUAAUGUUUGUUUGCAUGAACACAUUGGCUAACCUGUAUAUAUAGUAGUGUUGGCUGUAGCACAAAUAUGAAAUAAUGUUAAUAUGAACUGAGCAGUGUGGAACAAGAAGAAUGACAUAAAUAUAUAUGAUUAUUGUCUGGUAAUGCUGUGACCAUUAUGACUCGAGUUUCUGUGAUUUGCAAUUUAUCUUGUCUAUCGGCCAUGGGAGGACAACAUGUUCAAGAACAGCAUGAUCUCAACUGCAGAUGUGUGCAACUAUUAAUGUAGACUUUCGCUCAAACUUGUAGCUAUUGGUCCUCAUCAGGUUGGGUGUAGGUGCAAAGAUAAAUUAGAAUGGAAAUUUAAUUUUAUUGGUAAGUGGUUUUUAGUCGUGAACUAUUUUCGCUAUGAAUACUCCCGUGAUUUAUACUUUUGUCAAGAACAAAAUAGGAUAUGUAAUAAUGAUAUAUUUGCAUAAGUGUGCUGUAUGUUGUGAAAACCGAUUGAUAGAAUCAAUUUUUUAAAUAUUUUACUUUUCAUGUAAACAUUCCAAGGAAAUAAGGGUUUAUUGUACAAAAGGAGAAUGUUCAAGAAAUUUCAAAAGUUUGUAUUUGUAAGAUUUUUGGCUGUCUGACAAAUGAGCUCCGUUUUUUUACCUGAUUUUCUUGAUCAAGCGAACUGAGGGACCAGUUAUAAACUAUUAUUUGUCUAAAUAUCUUUAUCCUUUAUGUCGUACCUACCCUUUAUUAGAAAUCAUGAUGGAAAAGGGAAGUAUCUUCAUGUUGUCUGUUGUAAUUUUUUUUUUUUAAUUGUUUUAUUUUGUUUGGUUUGGGGGAUGUAUGGAAAACUAAACACAAAAAUCAAAGGAGGAUAUUUAAUCAUUCGUGAAAUUUAGCAUUUUGUUGUACAUAUCUGACAAUAUAACUGAUUUUAUGGAUAGAAAUUUGAUUUAAAGUAUCCUGGCUUACUAUAUUAUAGUGUUCUCAGAGAUUCUUUGUUAGCUGGAUGGUUAGUGAAAUAUCACCUCAGAAUGUCCAAAUACCUGGUGAAGUGAGCAGAGGUUGUUUUGGGAGAAAGUUUGAUGUAAGUGCAACUGACGGGCCCUAAAACAGUUCUAGAAUAGAGUUCGAGGACCUACUUUUGUAUCUCUGAGAAAGAGAGACACUGAUGUCAGAUAUUAGAUUUUCUCAUGUAGGUGCAUUGUCUUGUGAUUAUUAAAGCAAAGGUCUUAUUUUUAGCUCACCAAUACAAAGAUGGAACUUUUGUAUUGCAAAAUUUUGUUUCUUUAUUUUUGUACUGGGUAAUUUCUAUUGUUAUGGAUUUUGCCUAAGUGUUAUAAAUCAUCUUUUCACACGUUAUACGCAUAAUUUGGUGCUGCAUUUAAAAAAAAUAAAUUCAGAAAGGCUUUAUUAAUGAUCUGCUUUGGACCCUGCAUUUACUGCAUUUAUUACUUCUUACUUUGAUUUUACAGUAAUUUUUUAAAGGGUAAACUUGAGCGCUUAAAAGAGUAGAGAUUGAUGAUGCAUGGAGACGAAUGGCAACCCUUAGAUAGGGUUAGAAAGCGGUUCAUAUCCUGUCAGUUAUGAUGCUUCAAAGAACAAGAAAAAUUCACAUCUUAGCUGUUGCAUGCUACAAUUUUUUUGUUUUUUGAUUAAAAACUUGCUGGCAGUAGUGGUAGGUCAUUUUCUCAUCUAUUCCCAUCUAUUCCCAUCUAUCUGGGACUCUCUCCCACAACUUUUGAAGGAUAAAAACAAAGGCGGAGGCAAAAUUCAAGAUUCAUGAACAUGUUUCAAGAAAUGUCUUCUUGAUAGUAAGUCCUUCUUCAACCUUCUUCAUAGUACUCUAAUGUUCUUCAUGCGGAGUGCAUAAUCAUCAUCAAUUGUGCUGUGAUAGUAUGAAUGUCUGUUUAUAUUGUGGCGUUAAUCUAAAGAGCAUAUAACAUUCAUGGAUGUGUAUUUUGUAUUGAGAAAAAGGUAUUGUUAAAAUGCGUAGAGCUAUAUUGUAUUGGAGCGGGGGCUAUAAAAAUUGUCUAGAUUAUAAAAUAAAUUACAAACAUUAUUAUUAUCAUUAUUAUGACCCGACAAUGCUGUGAUGAAAUAGUUCAGUUGUUGCCCCACUUUUGCGGCCGUGCUCAUCACAUUUUUCGGGAACAGGAAAGAUACAGACCACUUGAUCAUAUUGAUUAUAGUACGGAUAUACCCCAAUUUCCUUCCAAAUCAAGCUCUGCUUUGUGGUAUUGGUAUGUAUGGAGACGAAGGUUUUGCACUUUGUGCUCUGUGUAGGGGGGAAAGUGUUAAAAGUGGUGGUUUACAAAUAUCAAAUAAACCUUGCAAAAUAUAAGAUUGUUCAACACUGAAAUAAGAGAAUGGCAAGAAAACGUUGGUUUUCUUUGACAAGUGCAGUGUCUCACAGGCUGAAGUAGACUAGAUGUGUCUUUAUGAAUUGCAACUUUUGUCACAGCAGUAGCUCUGUGGCUGGUAUUAAUGCUCUUCUUAGGCUUACGCAUUAAGGGGAGGAGCGACCCUUGAUUUUUCAGAUUUUGGGUCAGGCUAUGCAAAUUUUAUGUUGGCUGAUUUUUGAAGAUCAACCAGUUUUUUUGGGUCUAAAAUUAGCAUGGAGACAAAUGAGAAAGUUUUUAUUCUCCUCGUAAAUUGCCUUUGAAAACAUGAGGAUGGGUUAAUAUAGUGAAUUUUCACAAUAAUUGUCGUCUUUCACAAAAUUUAAUUUUGACAUGAAACUUUCAGGAAACAGCUGGGAAGACUGCCAUCAAUGUAACAGAGAGAUAUUUGUGGAAACAAUAACUCUUUUCCUUUGGCAAGCGAUUACGCAACCUAAAUUUAGAAAAAAAUGUUUUUUAUACUUUGGGAAAAUUCUCAUAUUUUUUUCUCUUUUGCACGUAUUGCAAAAAACUUGCUGUUACUCUGAUAGGUAUACUCUCACCAAAUUUGGUCAAGUUGGGUCGGUAAAUAGACUAGCCUUAGGGAUUUGAAAUUCAUUGUUUAUUUUGAAGAUGGCGGCCGUUUCCAUAGCAACAUCUGUAGCUAUGCCAAAAUAAAAUUGCGUAUCAAGAGAUUUUACUAUGCCUAACUUAAAUGUGUACUUAGAUUUGAUCGUGGGCAACAAACAUAGAGAAUGGUCCUCAAGGCAAGGGUAGCUCCUCCCGUUACAGUCUAUGUUAAAGCGCAAGAACAGUGUGUAAUGGUUGAGCUCAUUGUGAAAUAAUAGAUUUGUUGUUACUUUGUGUACUUAUGUAUUUAUUUUAAAGAUUUUGGAUUCUUGCUCGUAAUCAAAAGUAGGUCUUUGUUAUGAAUAUUCUGCAACUUUAAUUUUGUUAUGCUUUUAUCACCUUUUUAUUUUUUAACACAUUUCACAUCUGUGUCUGUGGUGCAAGAUUAAUAGUUUCUGUCUUUCUGCUGGGAUGCACGAUUCUGCUCAGCCUGAGUUGGCUAUGACACAAAGGGUUGAACAAGUCUGCCUCCUUUUGAUCGAUAAGACAUGUAGAUUUUUCAGACUAAGAUGGGAAAACAGUUGUGUAUAUAUUAUAAAUAAUUUAAUUUAUAUUCAGUCCAUCAGGGCUCAUGACAUUUGGAGUAAAUGAUGACAGGCUCUCAUCUUAUUUUAAUUUUUAAAAAUCUUAUUAUAAAUUCACAUUGUGUAUGGUGUUCUUCAUCGUUGUUGUGCAUGAUUAUACAAGAUUUUGGUGUUUCUGUUACCAUGCUCUUUUUGUUGUUGACUUUCUUUUAAAAAAAAUUAAACUCUACUCCUGGAAAUUGCA